GGACGAGGCAUCCCACUUGGGCACAGAGGAAGGAUGGCCUCUUAUUACUUAUCAUGCCAUAUCCCGGGCGGCGCGAAAGGUUUUUUCUUUCGGCUGUUCCUGGAUCCCAUUGCUUGUUGCUUGUAAAAUAAUUUUUUUGCCGCUGUUUUACGCAGAAUUCACUCGUUUUGAUUCUUUAUCGCUCCCAUUUGCUUGGAGCUUACAUUCGCUUAGCACUGAUCAGCCCUGUGGGUUUCUGUCAGGACCACCUACUUGUGAGACGACCAAUUGCUGGAUUGUAAGUACUUAAUACAGGUUCCGCUGCGGAGAGAUCCGACAUGGCGCUCUUCAAGUAUAUUUCACUCUUUCUCGUAUGCGUUGUCGAGCUGUCGCGGGCCGCAUCCAACGAUGAAUGGGCUCAACGAUCUAUCUACCAAGUCGUGGUAGACAGAUUUGCGCGUUCUAGCGAUUUCGACGCACCAUGCAACAUCACAAACUACUGUGGAGGCAACUGGGCCGGUCUGGUGGACAAGCUGGAUUAUAUCCAGGGUAUGGGCUUCACAGCGGUCCAAAUCUCGCCCGUCAACAAGAACCUCAACCAGACGACCAUCUACGGACAGGCAUACCAUGGCUACUGGCCACAGAACCUGUAUGAGCUGAACGAGCAUUUUGGCUCGGAAUCCGACUUCAAGAACCUAGUUUCGGAGCUGCACAAGCGUGAUAUGUACAUCUUGGUCGAUGUCGUCGCCAAUGAAAUGGCCUACGAUAUCGGUAACACAACCAUGAGCACGAGCUAUCCGAUCGACUACUCAGUAUUCUACCCGUUUAACCAGGAGUCCGACUACAUGCCAUACUGCCCGAUCACCAACUGGUUGAACGUGACGGAAGUGCAAGACUGCUGGCUAGGCUACGAGGGAGUCGCUACGCCGAGAAUCAACACCCUGAACUCUUCGAUCAACAGUCAGUUGAACAGUUGGAUCAAGGAAUUGGUGUCGAACUACUCUAUCGAUGGUAUCCGUAUCGACGGUGCCAAGCAGAUCAACUACGACUUUCUCCAGCCUUUCCUGAAGAGUGCCAACGUGUAUGGAAUGGCCGAAGUCGACGAUGAUAUUCCAUCUUACGUCUGCAAUUACCAGAAGUGGACUGGUGGGCUGGAGAACUAUCCGCUUUACUUCACGAUCAUCAAUGCUUUCACGGAUGGAGACAUGCCUGGUCUGGUGUCGAUGAUCAGCCAGAUGAGAUCCGCCUGCUCCGAGACUCAGUACCUGGCAACGUUUAUCGAAAACCAGGACAACGAGCGAUUCCCAUCCUACGUGGAUGAUAUCAAUCUCGCCAAGAAUGCCAUGGCAUUCACCAUCCUCGCCGAUGGAAUCCCCAAGAUCUACUAUGGCCAGGAACAGCACCUGCCGGGAAACUACUCUCCCUACAACCGACAGGAGCUGUGGUCAACCAAUUACAACACCUCUGCUCCUCUCUACAACCUGACGGCCACGCUGAACAAGCUGCGCAACCACGCCAUCAAAGUGAACAGCAACUACGUCACCAACGACAGCAGCCUCUUGUAUACAGACAACUCUACCUACGCUGCUCGCAAGGGCGUCAACGGCGUGCAGAUCGUCUCCGUCCUCUCCAACCAAGGCAGCAAUGGAGGCGCAUACGAGCUACAGGUCCCUGGAGCGGCCGACGAGGGUACCGAGCUGACUGAAGUCUUUGGAUGCAGCACCGUCACUGCCGGCAAGAAUGGCACCAUCACCGUGAAUAUGGACAAGGGAGAGCCGAGAGUCUUCUUCCCGACCUUCAACAUGAACGGUUCUGGCCUGUGCGGCACCGAGGACACCACCACCCCGACCGCGUCUGGUAGUUCCACGGGGACCUCCUCGUCGUCGAGUGUGUCUGCAUCCAGCACGAAGAAGAACCUGGCAGAGCACCUGAGAGUCCCAGCAUGGCUGCUGCUGGGCUCUAUUGGUGUCUUCUCGGUCCUGAUGUUGUAAAGCGCAUCAGAUAAAGCAUCGAGAAUGAACGGAAGAAACAUACCCAUACCUCGACUACCGGCCCCAUUGGGAUUAUUUCCUAAUCUCCAAUGGCCUGGCUUAAUUAUUAACUGUUGAUAUGAAUAUGGAGGAAGGAACCGCUUGGUUCCUGUGGGAGGGGAAAGUUGCAUACAUUUUCACUUCAUGUCAACUAAUUUAACA
Messenger RNA from Paecilomyces variotii, 2171 nucleotides. Its product is annotated as glycoside hydrolase family 13 protein. Gene Ontology annotation, molecular function: calcium ion binding; alpha-amylase activity. The record is from RefSeq and is a predicted model, not a curated record. The coding region runs from base 318 to 1970 and encodes 550 amino acids. Lineage: Eukaryota; Fungi; Ascomycota; Eurotiomycetes; Eurotiales; Thermoascaceae. Gene Ontology annotation, biological process: carbohydrate catabolic process. The transcript is spliced from 2 exons.